AAACCAACACAUGAGACGAGAUUGAAGUUUCUUACCGGAACGGACAUCUUAUUGGCAAUAUACAGUAUUGCACUAGUAAACUAGUACAACCUAUACUUUCACUUCAUUAAACAUGGAUUUAGAUACAUUUCCACCCCGAUUUGUUUGUUAGUGUAUUACAAAAAAAAUCCGUUUAACUGCACAAAUCAAACAAUUUUUGUACUUUCUCUUUUCUAUUCGCGAACGACAAAUCCUAGCUUAAAUUUUCUACACCAAUCUUUCAUUACAAUUGUUUGUAUUUACCGUACUGAAAGAAUUUAGUUGAACUCGUAGUAAACGAAUCUUGACCCUGAAUCCCCAGCAGAGGAUUCUCAUUGAAAUAAAAAAAAACUUUCUAGAAUUGCAUUGGUAUAUGUAAUAGAAACACAUUAUGGAGUGGUUUAAGAAAUAUUGAAAUAAAAGGAAAAGUGCGUAGAAGGAUUUCAUAGUAGUGAAUCGAGUUUGUACCUGGUGAAAGUUAAUUACGCUACCCAUCGCCCUUUGCCACUAAUAAUGGGUGGAAAAGAUCCACUUUGCCCAUUAGGAUUUCAUCCCCAAGUUCGAUGGCCUACUCGAUGCAAACGAUGUUUUCGUGAAUUCAAGGAACACACCGUUGCUAACGAUGCUUGUCUUCGUGCGCGCUCCCUUGACCCAGAGGGACGGGCGGCGUUCGACGAGCCUUCUUCGAGGUCCAGAACCCCUUCACUGGCAUCCAGCCCAUCUUCAUCGAUGGACGACAGUAGCAGGGACUACAGCUCACCCUACUCGUCCAUCUCGUCCGUAGCUCUGAAUAGACUGACCAAGUAUCGGGAAGGUGAGACAAAUCAGAAGUCUGGCAUGUCCGUUGUUAGCGAGACUCUUACACUACCCUCUGGGGAUGGUCCCUUGUUGCGACGAAGAAGGACUACAGAUCUCACCGAUAUAAUCCCUGAUGACACGACAAAUCAAUCAGAAACGUACACAGUUAGGCUUAGAAAGACGCCAAGUUUCGGUUCAUCCGGGGACGAGUCACCUUCUCCAGACUCCCCUUCGCCAAGCUCUUCGCCCAAGCCUAGAAAUUCUCCCAACCUUAAACUUUCUUUACCAGAUGAUAAGCUUCCGAAUAACGAGAGGAAGAACGAUGACGUUCAGCUGCCGGAAGUCAAACCUAAAAAGAAGAAGAAAAGACUGCUCAUCCAAGGAGUUCAAGAGGUCACUUCCUUGACACCCCCGGAUUCAAACAGUUCGAACGAUGGAGAAUCCCCAAAUGAAGAAUCGGCUGACGUUGCUUUCAUUAUUCAGGUCAAGAGCACGACCAAAAAGAAAAAGGUCGAUGAUGACGAUGAGACAAUGAGCAUGACCACUGCUACAGAUACUACGGAGACAACCCUAGUGGACCUGAAUGAAACUGUGACCGGUGGUCUCAGCUCUUGGGAGGUUGAAGAAAUGAAAACUGAAGUGAAACGCUUACGAGACAAAUGUGAUAAAUUGGAGAAGGAGAAAGCUGAAAUUCUAGCCAGACGCGUUGCAAGUCUAGAUGCUCCUCGAGCUCAAUCAAGUGAAUAUGUAAAACUACAACAAAAAGUGAACCAAUUAACCAGUAUCAAUGAGGACUUGAAGGAUGAACAGAAGCAUUUGGAAACGAGAGUUCGAGAAUUAGAGGUCGAUUUGUCCAACCGACCCACCUCCGAUUUCAUGCAGCGGUCGAUUGCAGAAAUGAGGUCGAAAUUAUCCCAAGCUGAAUCACAAGUGGACCAACUCCAAGAAGAAAAAAGAGAUGCAAUUAAACAAAUGCGUGAUAUGCAAGAAGAAUUUGAAGAAAUGCAAGACGGUUUUAGAGAGGAACAAGCUGAAGAGUUUGCCUCUUUAAAAACUCACCAUCGGCUAUUGCAGUUUAAACUCAGAAAGGUUGAAAAACGGGGGGAACAACUCGAAGCAGAGAAGAAAGAAUUGGAACAGCGUUUAGAAGCGUCCUCCAACUCUAUCAAGAUGACUAAACUUGAAGAGGAAUUGAAAAAAGCAAAGCUAGAGAAUGAACGUCUGAAAUCCAACAAAGAUACUCUGGGGGUCUCCGGACUCAAAAAGAAAAGUCCCGUCUUAACAAAAGCUCCUUCUGGGGAGAGUGUUGAACCCCCCAUGCCUUCAGAUUUUGACCCGCACAAAACAUUACGAGACCUUCAGAGUGCCCUAGAACGAGAGUCAGAUUCACGUGAACAACUGAAAUUUGCUGAGGAAGAAUCUGGAACGUUGAGACAAAAGAUCAGUAGGAUUGAGGAUGAAAAUGAGUCCCUGUUAAUUCAAAUUAAAAAGAUGUCAGCCAAGUCAAGAACAGAUCUUAACAAAGGGAGAGUUGAAACGGGCAGACUUGGGCAUCCCACCAAUUCUGUUGACAACAAUGAUAAAUUAGAUGCGAGCGAGUUGAAAUUGCAGCUCGAAUUAAACGAACAGGAAUCGAAAAUUUUAAGGAAAAAAGUCGAAGACCUGGAAAAGUCUAAUUCUAAACUAGUGAAAGACUUACAAAAAGCAGAGGACAGGGUUCAAAAGGAACUUUCUUCUCCAGUAACAAAAUCAAAGAACGUGGAUGAGGUUUCUCUACUACGAAGAAAGAUAAUUGAAAAGGAACGGGAAAUUGAACGUUUACAGACUGAAAUGCUUUCUGUAACGACAAAAAACAAAGGGAAAAUGAUAAACGCAAAGUCUGCUGAGGAGACACAUGUGCGUUUGGAUGCAGAAACAAAGGCAGAACUACGGAAAGUACAAGACGAAUUUUUGCGAUUGAAGACUGAAUCAGAGAAACAAAGAACUGCACUGGAGAGUGAAUUGGCAAAAACACAUCAAGAAGUUGACAAGCAUCAACUGAAUCUGCAACACAUGGGAGAAUCUAAUAAACUAUUAUUGGAACAAAUCGAAGGUUUGAAGAGGGAUGUUAGAUCAGUGAAACAGCACUAUGAAUCAGUUCAGGAGGAAUUUGUAAUCAAGAAUUCGCAACUAUCAUCACAAAAGGAAGGCAUGGAAAGUGAUAUAGAAAAACUGAGGAGAGAAUAUGACACUAUCGAUAGAGAGCUGCGAGCUCUACGGGAAACGUUCAAUAAUCGUCAGGACACGUGGAUAAAAGAAAAGCUCGGACUCGAGCAAAAACUUCGGGAUGUUGAGAAUAGCUCCAAAAAGCUCAUAAACAUGACAGGCGACAGAGAUGCUACUAAAUUGAAAACACUCCUCAAGCAACAGCAAAAUGAUUUGGACACAAAAACUCGAGAAUUAGGGGAUAGUCAAGAACGAAUCAUUCAAUUGCAAAAAGAUAAUGAAGAGCUUAAAAGACAGUUAGAUGACUUUGAUAAGGUUGCCCAAGUUCAACUAAGAAGUUUGUCAACAGAUUCAUCCCGGAAGUCUGACAAGGAUAUCAAAUCAUUACAAGAAAAAUUGACGGCGGAAGAGAAGCAUCACAAAAAUGAAGUUGCACAAAUGAAACUGCGUCAAGAUCAACAACUUGCGGUGAAAAAUGAGGAAAUUUCAUCAGUUCAAUCGCAACUGAGUAGAGCCAAACGAGAGAGGGAUACAUAUCGACAAAUGGUAGAUUCUGCACAGAGGGCAAUCUCGGAGCUAAAAUCGCGUGGGUCUGGGUCGAAGGGGUCAGUCACAGCCAUGGAUGAAGCCUCGACAGGGGCUCAAGCUGCGAUGAAAGCCCUUCAGGACAGAAUCGCCUCUUUGGAAGAUGAUCUUGCUGAAGCACGUCGAGACACGUCACAUGUUAAAACCGAAAUGGUCACCGAAAAAUCACAGUGGGAGAUGCAAAUAGGAGAGAUGCAACAAAAGAUUAAUGAAUUGGAAGAGGAGAAGCUGCUUAGCGGAAGCGGUAGAAUCAGGGGUUCUGGUGCAUUAAGUAGGACACGACUUGAACUAGCGUGGCAAAAAGAACGCGAAGAGCAACAAAGGAGACUCAAAGAAGCAACAACAUUGGCAAGGGACCUGAAAACGACGCUACUAGAGAUUGAACGGGAACGAGACAGGGAACGGGUAGACGCAAAACGCCGAGUGGAGCAACUGAAAGCAACGAUGGAAGAAGAGCAAGAAGAAAUAAAGCGUAAAGUAGGAGAGAGUCAGUGCGAUCUUCUUGAGCUACGAGAUGCUCAUGCAAAACUCAGGACUGCGAAUGAAAAGUUGAGAAAGGAUCGAGAAAAGCUUGAAACUGCAAGAGAAUUACAAAUUAAGAAAGAGCUCGAAUCUCGUAAAGUUCGAUUAGAACGUGAGAAAAUGUUGGAUCAACUAAUGAGUCGUGUAAAACUAUUAAAUCCAACCUCAUCGAACUCCAAUCUUGCUCAACAACCACCGAAACUCAGUUUUGCCGAAGUUUUACAUUUUCUUCAAAAUAUCAAGUCGCUUACAGAGCCGGAAGACUUGACAAAUCCGAGAGAACAGCGACGCUCUCAUUUCAAAAAAGCUUCUUCACUGGGAGAGGAUAGUCAAGACUUGCCGAGGUCACGAGAAAGUUUGCAGUCGAUGCCAGGAGGGUCGUACGGGUUGAGUGACAAUUAUGGGGCUGCAGGACGGUCUCAAAGACAAUACGUGGGCUCAAGUUCUUCCUCGACGCUAACUCUGCCUUCCCGUGCUCGAACACCGGGGCCUUCGAUGCCAAGUUCAAAUGGAUCGGGGAGAGGGAUUCGGAGCAAUGCCAGCGAUUCCGGCGGCUCAUCAUCUGCCGCUAUGUUAAAUCCCCGUGGAAGUUUGUAUAGGAAGGCAUUGUCCUUGGAACAGACCAUGUCCAUGCCGGACGAACAGAAAAUAUGGAAAGGAAAUUCAGACGCUGGUAGCGGCUCUAGUCUUGCAUCAAACGAUGACCAAUAUUCGCGAGGAUCAAGCAUGGAAAGGACAUCCAUAAAAAGUGAUAAGCCCAAAGGACUGGUGGGGAAGAUGAAGAAAUUUGUAAAAUCUAAGAGCAUUGAAGAACAACCCUCGAAUACAGCUCUGAAAGUAGUUCGAGCUGGCGUACAAGCGGCAGGUGUGGGAUCAAAUGCUGGUUCAGAUUUGUCCAUAAAUUCAGAUGCCGGUGAAAAGGAAUCGAAAGGAACGCUCAAAGACAAGAUGAAAGGCAUGUUCAAAAGAAGUUCUCGGUCUCCCAGCGUUGAACGGAAGGGUGCACCGACAUUGCUGAUCCAGCCAAAACAGGGCCGUGAGCCUACGCCACAGCGAGACGCACGAGAAGGAACGCCUGGGAGCUCAACUCAACGCCCACUCAUGCCUUCAGCACAGCGACCGCUAAUGCCUUCAUCCACCAAAAAUGUCCCAAGAUAAAGUUCUAACAAUAAGUUAACACAAAUCCUCGGCAAUGAAUAUUUGUGAACAGACAAACAACUGAUGAGUACAGUCAUUCUUUAUUACCGUUUACUGUGGUAUUAUUAAUCUCCAAGCAAUUCCUUUAUGUUACAAUCUAGCCGUACUUUCUUAUAGGUAUAGAAAAACACAAAAUAGGAAAGGCAACCUCGAUGUGAGAAAAUGAUGUACACUUUAUUGUACUCAUAUCCUAAAAUUUCAUGUAAUAGCCUUGUUGAAUUUUAAUUUUAGAUACACGGUAAUAUGGUAUAAAUGAUUGUUAAGAGCGUACAUACUUUCUCAACAUUUUUUCGGAACAACCAAGACAAUACUCCUUUAAUUCUGUAACUUAAAUAUUAAAAGUAAGAUUUCCAACACGGAAUAAAGUCCAUUUACAAAAUUA
This is a messenger RNA of Folsomia candida, 5707 nucleotides long. Its product is annotated as myosin-11. NCBI's taxonomy places the organism in Eukaryota, Metazoa, Arthropoda, Collembola, Entomobryomorpha, Isotomidae. Bases 532 to 5286 code for a protein of 1584 amino acids. The transcript has 26 exons. The record is from RefSeq and is a predicted model, not a curated record.